AAGGUUCCUUCUGCUAUUUUUCGUUUGUUUCAGGCCGUAAUCGAUGCACGGACGACCACGUUCAACGAAUUCCAGAAAGUCGCCGCAGCAACCAACAAUGCAGACAUCGAGAAGAGUAACGCCACCCACAAAUUCUUCGUCGACAACUUGGUCGAGGCCUUUGAGACCUUGGGCGGGAAGUCAUGGAAGCCGGAAGAGGGCAAGAGCGACCGACCCCAUGGCAAUGGGGGAUGCCGCGAUACAGAUGAUGAUCUGAAGCCCCUCAGCUUUUCCAACCUCUUUGAGGCCCUAAAUCUUGACGGUACCAAGGAAAAUCACAACGGAUAUGAUGGCGAAGACCCAAGCGACAACGAGACACAGCCAACUUUUCCAGGCCCACGAAGACGCCAACAGAGGCGAUCCAGCAAAGGAAAAGCCCGCAGAGGAAAGAAGACAAGAGGAAAAAAUACAAAGCCCGUCAAAGCCGAGAUGUCCCUUGAUGAUUUAUCUCUGGAGCGGUAUCUCCUCAUCCUGGACAAGGAUGAUCUUGUGUUUGAUCGCCAUCUUGCGGCCCGUGAGAUGUUCUUUACAUGGUCAAGCUUACGGUCCUAUGUGCAACCACUGUGGCACGAGGUCGCUUACUCAGGUCUAAACAGCGCUGUGGCGGCCACUGUUUCCAACUUGGCCAUAUCCGUUAUGCGGACUUUCAUGUUGAAGACGUCCGCCAACUUUCCGGACCACGAUUCAUACGAGAUGGUGUUGAAAGCUGUUGUGUUGAGCGACCGCGGUAACAAUUGCUCAAAUUUAACAUUUAGGUAUAUGAGAUCGAAGGAUGUACUGCGACCAUCUGAGGAAUACGGUGACCGGGAAGACAGCAAGGAUCAAUUCAUGAUCAAUACGUAUCGAGACCUCCUUGACUUCGUUGCCGACUUUCAAAAGACGCGUACAGGCAAGCCAACAAAACGAAUGCUCCGCGAAAUCAAAAACUGGAUCCCAAAUAUAGACCUACAAACAGCGACCGAGAACCAAAGACUCGCUUGGCGCCGUGCGUACACCAUCAACUGGCUUUACAACUUGGUCAAUGUCUACUCUUCGCCUGUGAUACAGCAAAGGUCUGCGGGGAAUGAGAGUCUCGUUCUAGAUCUUGUGGAUUGGUCCAAAAACGGGCCGUGUGGCGUGCAUCCAGCGCUUUACGAAUUUGGCGAAUUUGCCAGCUUUAUCACGUCUCUCGCAAUGCAAAAGCCAGGCACAGACAUCCGGAAACGAAUUCUCCCAUACCAUGUUCUCGAGCUACAAUUCAUUGUCGAUUCAAUGACUGCCUCACGAGGGUGGUAUAUUGCCAUAAACCGCAAUCGUUUUUCCUCGUCGCCACCUGAUUUUCGUCCCAUGCGCGACUUUACUUUGUUCUUGGGUCACAAAGAGACGCCAUUUGUCCUAGGGUUCUUGCCAGCUAUCGAUUCAUUAACUGAUACCUUGAAUAUGGAGUUGUCGAAGCAGGGCCUUACAACUCAGCGUGAAUUUCUGUUCUUUCGUCGCAGGAUUAAGGAGUUCCAGUCCGGGCUUGUCAACCGGCUCGGUAAAGCCAAACACGUACUUGGGUCGACAAAAAUUCCAUCGUCACGUUUCGCGGAUACGAACCCAAAUAGUCUCUGGGAAUACUCGCCGUUUCUUUGUGGAGUCGGCCUCGCGGGAGCGCUUUCAGGCGUGUAUAACUUCGGCGUUUUCGCUUUAGACAUGACCCCGCAGCCCCUGUUCAUUGUUCAUCUAUACAACAUGCUCGUUCAAAAAGGGUAUAUUGAGCGUCACAUUGGUAUCUUCAAAGCUUUGCAGGACCGCUUUACCAGGGUCUGGUUCGCGGACGGCAAAAUCCCGACAUCGCGAUUUCUCAAGGCGUUGUUCCAAAGACUCAAGCAGUGUCCUUGCCGACGCCAAAACAUCCGAAUGCAACUUCGAGGACAGAACCACGACCCAAUGCUGUGCCGGAAGCGAAAAUUGAGGGCUACGAGCUCCAAGAUCAGGCUUUACCACUCGGUAGACUGGGACGCGAUGAAGCUUAUUCUUAAGAACAAUAUGGCCGAUCCUAGUCUGGCUCGUAAGCACAUGGCCGAAGAACCCGGAAUCAACAGUGAGGAAAUGACCGAACAACCCGAAAUCCUUCAACGUGAGCAAGCCCAGAGCUUAACCAAUGAGAUUAGAUUUCUUGACUAUUUGACGUCGGAGUUAUUGUCUGACGUGUGUGGGGACUUGCCAUUGUCAGGGCUCAAUUACUUCUGGCUUCUGGAGAAGAUCAUUUCGUGGUUCAAACAGGUCGAAGCAAAACUAUCUGUACAAAAAAUUGAACCUAUCUGCGUGCGAGAACGGCGCAUGGCGCGGAUCCCGUACUGA
Messenger RNA from Lasiosphaeria miniovina, 2364 nucleotides. RefSeq lists its product as uncharacterized. The record is from RefSeq and is a predicted model, not a curated record. The transcript has 3 exons. The annotation marks the transcript as partial. Lineage: Eukaryota; Fungi; Ascomycota; Sordariomycetes; Sordariales; Lasiosphaeriaceae.